Molecule: messenger RNA, 1684 nt
Organism: Saccostrea echinata
Lineage: Eukaryota; Metazoa; Mollusca; Bivalvia; Ostreida; Ostreidae
Product: serine/threonine-protein kinase STK11-like
Exons: 9
Coding region: 124-1395 (423 amino acids)
Biological process (GO): protein phosphorylation; establishment of cell polarity; regulation of cell growth
Cellular component (GO): cytoplasm
Molecular function (GO): ATP binding; protein serine/threonine kinase activity; protein kinase activator activity
Source: RefSeq, a predicted model, not a curated record
GUGAGUCUCGGUUUGAGAAUCAAUACAGUGUUAUGGAGUCGGCGAAUGUCUGCUGGAAAUAGCAAUGCAACUUGUAAUGGUUUUCAUGGCGCAAAAACACGCUGAUUUCUUGAUUAAAGAACUAUGGCAGAACAUGAACUGGUGCAAAAUGCCGUCUAUACAGCACCGACCGAUUAUAAUGCAGGGAUUUCACCUAUGUUAGAUCAAAUCAGUUUUCUAAACGGGGACGAUGACAUUUUACCACGAAUAACUCGAAUUGAUUCUGCAGAGGUUGUAUACCGAGCUCAUAGGAGAGCUAAAUUAGUGGGCAGAUAUUUGAUGGGAGACAUUUUGGGGGAGGGUUCAUAUGGAAAAGUUAAAGAGGCUUUAGAUACAGACACUUUACAAAGGCGUGCAAUAAAGAUCAUAAAAAGGAGGAAAUUAAGAAAGAUAAACAAUGGCGAGCAAAAUGUGAAAAGGGAAAUUCAACUCUUAAAGAGACUAAAACAUAGGCACAUAAUUGAUUUAUCAGAUUUGAUCGAAAAUGAAGAGAAACAGAAAAUGUAUAUGGUCAUGGAGUUCUGUGUAGGAGAACUACAAGAAUUGUUAGAAGCCGCACCAGAUAAAAAAUUCCCUGUCUUUCAGGCACACAGGUACUUCCGUCAGUUGGUUGAAGGAUUGGAAUAUCUCCAUGGACAAGGAAUUGUUCAUAAAGAUAUCAAGCCUGGCAACUUACUACUGUCAACAGAGGAAAUUCUAAAAAUAACUGACCUAGGUGUUGCAGAGGCCAUUGAUACUUUUGCUGUAGAUGACACUUGUCACACUAGUCAGGGAACCCCAGCAUUCCAGCCUCCAGAGAUCGCCAAUGGCUUGGAAUCCUUCUCAGGAUUCAAAGUGGACAUCUGGUCCAGUGGCGUCACACUGUACAAUAUGACUACAGGUGAAUACCCAUUUGAAGGAGACAAUAUAUUUAAAUUAUUUGAAAACAUUGGCAAGGGUCAGUACAAAAUCCCUGAAGGGGUGGAGGACAAUCUGAGAGAUCUACUCACAGGGAUGUUACAGUAUGAGGCAGCAAACCGAGUAACUUUGCAACAGAUUAAGAGACACGAUUGGGUGAGGAGAAAGCACCCAGUGACCCCUGGAUUUGUGGCAUUUAAGCCUAUACAGGGACAUGAUGACAUGCUCCGGGGUUUCACAGUGAUACCUUAUUUAGAGGACCUCCAUUUCCACAACAGUGAGGAGGAGGAGGAGGAACAUGAGGACCAUUAUUACUCAAACACAAUUGAUUCACAUCCUCAAGUGGAGCCCAACUCAGCUGGUGCUCAAAACUCUAACAAUUGUGAACCAAACAAUACAGAGAAGAAAAAGAAGAGGAAGUCAAAGGGUGGACUGCUCAGUUCCUGUCGUCCAUCGUAACAAUUAUCAAGUUAUAAUGUACACAACUAUAAUGCGAGGGGUACCUGUAAUCAGGGGAUGGGGCACUUAGGGGUAGGGGGAUAUUUUGUGUGGGCGGGGAUCAGCUUUAACAUUAGUCUCAAUAUAACCUCCACAGGCCGAGGACCAGUGUAUUCUGUUUGGUGCAGACUAGAUUGUACAUAACAGAGCUAACUGUGAUUUGUUUUUAUUAUGGUAGUUAAGUUUGUAUAUCCAUUCCAUUGAUGUCAUGUCAAAAAGCCUCAAUGAAAUCACUUGUAUAUAAAAAAGA